Messenger RNA from Fibroporia radiculosa, 3168 nucleotides. RefSeq lists its product as uncharacterized. Bases 1 to 3168 code for a protein of 1055 amino acids. The record is from RefSeq and is a predicted model, not a curated record. Gene Ontology annotation, molecular function: heme binding; catalase activity; transcription coregulator activity. NCBI's taxonomy places the organism in Eukaryota, Fungi, Basidiomycota, Agaricomycetes, Polyporales, Fibroporiaceae. Gene Ontology annotation, biological process: regulation of transcription by RNA polymerase II; response to oxidative stress; hydrogen peroxide catabolic process. Gene Ontology annotation, cellular component: mediator complex; cytosol. The transcript has 15 exons.
AUGGCCAGCACGAUUGCCGGCGCCGCCAGACAAGCGUACACUUCCAUGACUUCAACCGCGAAAGUAGCUGAUCUCCAAAAUGACACGGUCGACCCUGCGUCCCAAACAAACAAGGGCUUGACGACUGACUUUGGGCUCUAUGUCUCUGAUACCGACAAUUGGCUGAAAGCUCAGGAUGGUACCCACACCGGACCUUCUCUCCUGGAAGACCAGAUUGCACGCGAGAAAAUUCAGAGAUUUGACCAUGAGCGUAUCCCUGAGCGAGUAGUCCACGCUCGUGGCACGGGUGCCCAUGGGUACUUCAAAGUAUUUGACAAUCGCGCCUCCAAGUAUACUUAUGCCCCGGUGUUGACCGACCCCUCCCGCACAACACCCAUGUUCGUACGCUUUAGUACAGUGCAGGGCUCUCGGGGCAGCGCGGACACCGUGCGCGACGUUCGUGGUUUCGCCACCAAAUUCUAUACCCAGGAAGGGAACUGGGACAUAGUCGGAAACAACAUCCCUGUGUUCUUCAUACAGGAUGCCAUCAAGUUUCCAGAUUUUGUACAUGCUGUCAAGCCUGAGCCACAUAACGAGGUGCCUCAGGGUCAGACUGCUCACAACAAUUUCUGGGACUUUGUUGGUCUCCAACCCGAGUCUGCACACAUGGUGAUGUGGGCAAUGUCCGACCGCGGGAUCCCGCGCUCCUUCCGUAUGAUGCAAGGGUUCGGUGUGAAUACAUUCACUCUGAUGAACGCCAAGAAUGAGAGGUUUUUCGUGAAGUUCCACUGGCUCCCUGAGCUCGGCGUUCACAGCUUUGUGUGGGACGAAGCUUUGAAAGUUUGCGGACAAGACCCUGAUUUCCAUCGGAAGGAUCUUGAGGAAGCCAUUGAGGCUGGUGCUUACCCCAAGUGGAAGUUCGCCAUCCAAUGCAUCCCUGAGGCUAACGAACACGAUUUCGAUUUCGACAUCCUUGAUUCUACGAAAGUAUGGCCCGAGGAACUCGUUCCGCUCGAGGUCAUUGGCGAGAUGACUCUCGACAAGACCGUAGACGAGUUUUUCCCUGAAACGGAGCAGGCAGCGUUCUGCACGUCUCACGUCGUGCCUGGCAUUGGCUUCAGUGACGACCCGCUCCUUCAAGGUCGGAACUUCUCCUACUUCGAUACCCAGAUCACUCGGCUGGGCGUUAAUUGGCAGGAGCUGCCCAUCAAUCGCCCGGUCUGUCCGGUCAUGAAUCACAACCGUGAUGGACAGAUGCGACAUAGAAUCACCAAGGGCCAGAUCAAUUACUGGCCUAAUCGCAAAGAAGUUGCUGGUCCGGUGCCAGUCAGCCAGGGUGGCUAUGCCGAUUUCGCACAGAAAGUUGCUGGCAUCAAACAGCGCGUUCGGACGCCCAAAUUCCAAGAGCAUUUUAACCAGGCGCAGCUGUUCUAUAAUUCACUUACCCCAUACGAAAAGGCACAUCUGAUCAACGCCGCCUCAUUCGAGCUCAGCCACUGUGAUGACCCUGUCGUAUUUGAGACGUACACGAAGUUGUUGAACAACAUCGACUUCAAUCUCGCCAAACAGGUCGCCAUUAACGUUGGUGGGAUUGUACCGGACAAGCCCGCGCGCCACAAUCAUGGCCAGGUUACACCAACUCUCUCGCAGCUGUACUACGCCCCGAAGGAGCCGACGAUUGUGUCUCGUCGCAUCGCGAUUCUGGUUGCAGAUGGGUUCAACCUUGCCGAGGUUGAGGGACUCCGUGCAGCGUUCAAGGCUGGGCAGGCGACGACAUGGAUCAUUGGGCCGCGCCGUGGCUACGUAUAUCCCGCUGGGGAAGUGGUCGGAGAGGGAUCAGGCGUUUGGGCGGAUCAUCACUACGAAGGCCAGCGCAGCACAUUGUUCGAUGCAUUCAUCAUCCCGAGUGGUGCGGAGCAUGCGCAGAAAUUAGCGCAAAAUGGACGUACGAUCCACUGGGUACGCGAGGCAUUUGGACACUGCAAGGCUAUAGGUGCUCUUGGCGAAGGCAUUGUGUUCCUUCGUGAGGCCGUACAACUCCCAGGCGUUCAGUUUGCACAGAACUUGAAGAGUGACACCGUGACCACCUCGUAUGGUGUUGUUACCGCGGGCAAGUACGACAGCGCGUCCUUCGCCGCUGAUGCGCUCAAGAUCGGGCAAGACGAGAAGGGUUUUGUGUCGAACUUUGCAUACGAGUAUUGGAUCAUUGCUUUCUGGCUCUGGCCUAUCACACAGGUCUUCCCAUUCAAGGAACUACCAUUUCGCGCUAAAGAGCACAGACUGUCGCAUCUGGUGAUUAUGGAUCUCAACGACUUGCACCCUCCAGAUGACUACAGUCAUAGGUUCUUCAUCUGGCAUGAAUGGAUACAAGCUCAUGGCCCACUCACCAACGAGAACGUAUUCGACUACUUUGCCACAUCCAUGUUCUACGAUAAGCAAAGUAACAACCAGGUGUUGCGCAUGCAAACUAUGCAUACCGGCAUGCCGCUGGAGAACGAAGCGGAGGAAUUAAGACGGUUUACCGGAGUCGAGUUUGCCGUGGUGCAUGCAGAGCCUCCUUCCAUGUUCAUCAUCCACAAACGAGAGCGACUGUCGCCAGACGAAGGCACGUCGUCCGCGGCCCGCAAUCCGAAAAUGUCGAACUCAUCGUGUUGCCCCAAUGUAUACACACUCGUGUCCAACCGGCUGCUCACUUCGCUAAACGCACUGCAAACCUCGCUCCAGAGCCUCCGGACACACAGGCCGAGCUAUACGCCCCGAACGGGAUUUGUCUGGCCGAUCAUAGAACCGCCCGCCCCAGACGACGCCUCGAAGCAGCGCGGGACCAGCGAGGGGCCCGCAAGCAGCACAGACGAUCAGGACCUCUCCGGCCCGCCUGCGAAGCGCAAGCCGCCUGCGGUGCACGAGCGGCAGCAGAACAACAUGCUUCUGUACAACGCCAUGCACACGACCGCCGUGCAUGCGAGCGCGUCGUUCACCCUCCCGGUCGCCGCGGCUGAGAGCACCGCGCCAGACACGCCCGUGUCGGGACCCGGUCCCCGCUUCUCUGCCACGCCUGCACCUGCGCCGACGCGAGGAGCCACGCCUAAAGUGGCCGCAGCGCCCCAGGAGCCGAUCCCUGCGAAAGGUCCCCCGGGCGGUGGGAAGAAGAAGAAGAAAAGAACUGCCACUAUGUCUUCCGCGGGAUGA